Molecule: messenger RNA, 2521 nt
Organism: Tarenaya hassleriana
Lineage: Eukaryota; Viridiplantae; Streptophyta; Magnoliopsida; Brassicales; Cleomaceae
Product: cellulose synthase-like protein B3
Exons: 10
Coding region: 121-2376 (751 amino acids)
Biological process (GO): cellulose biosynthetic process; plant-type primary cell wall biogenesis
Cellular component (GO): plasma membrane; trans-Golgi network
Molecular function (GO): cellulose synthase (UDP-forming) activity; mannan synthase activity
Source: RefSeq, a predicted model, not a curated record
UAUACACAUAUCCUUUUUUGGUAAACAAAUAUUUGCAUAUAUAUAUAUAUAUAUAUACCUUAUAUGAAUAAAGGCCACAGACUAUAGAUCAGUACUGAGCUAAAGAAAGGUCCUCCAUUAAUGGCGGAUUCAAGCUCUUCCCUCCCUCUCUACGAGAAAGUUUCUCACAAAAGUUUGAUUCUCAGAGCGGUCGAUGUAACGAUUCUCGGUCUUCUAUUCGCCCUCCUGGCUUAUCGGAUUCUAUACAUGAAUCAAAAAGAUUCCGUUUGGACCGCCGCGUUCCUAUGCGAAUCUUUCUUCUGUUUCAUAUGGUCUCUCGUUACCAUCGUGAAAUGGAGCCCUGUGGACUAUAAGACGUACCCCGACCGACUCCAUGAAAGGGUUUGUGAGCUUCCGCCGGUGGAUAUGUUCGUGACGACGGCGGAUCCGGUGAUGGAGCCGCCGGUGAUAACAGUGAACACGGUGCUUUCGUUGCUGGCGGUGAAUUAUCCGGCGGAAAAACUCGCCUGUUACGUUUCCGACGACGGCGGCUCCCCCGCCACAUUCUUCUCCCUCAAAUUGGCUUCGAGAUUCGCCAAGAUUUGGGUUCCGUUUUGUAAGAAGUACAACGUCCAAGUCAGAGCUCCUUUUCGAUAUUUCUUGAACCCGCCAGUUGCUCCGGAAGGUUCUGACUCGGUUCGAUUCAUGGAAGACUGGGAUACCAUGAAGGUCGAGUACGAGAAGCUAAGCAGGAAACUGGAAAUGGUGGCCGAGAAUCCACAUGGGUUGGAUGAUGCAGAUGAGGAUCUUGCCGCUUUCUCCAACGUAUACCCUCGGGACCAUCCGACUAUAGUCAAGGUGAUAUGGGAGAAUAACAGUGAAAGUGAAGUUCCGCAUCUGGUCUACAUCUCAAGAGAGAAACGUCCAAAGCACUCCCAUCACUACAAAGCUGGAGCCAUGAAUGUCUUGGCAAGAGUGUCGGGGGUGAUGACGAAUGCGCCAUACAUGUUGAACGUGGACUGUGACAUGUACGUGAACAAUCCCGACGUUAUAAGGCAAGCGAUGUGUUUGUUCCUCGGCUCCGCCUCUCGAAACCAAUUCGCCUUUGUUCAGUCUCCUCAAUUGUUCUACGACAGUUUCGGAGACGACCUCGUCCUUUUCCUCACUUAUAUAGGCCGCGGAAUGGCCGGAAUCGGGACACCGUUGUACGCCGGAUCAGGAGGUAUUCUCCGGCGAAAUGUUAUUUAUGGUUUAUCUCCACAUGAUUUACAAGAUGAUGGGAGUCUUUCUUCAGGGAAAUUAUUAGAGGAGGGUAACCUAAAAAGAGAAUAUGGGAAUUGCGAGGAGAUGGUGACGUCAGCAGCUGACGCGUUGCAAGGAAAGUCAAAUCCCAAAAAUGGCCUUACGAGUUCGCUCGAAGCCGCGCAUCGAGUGGCAGAUUGUGACUACGAGCACUGCACCAACUGGGGCAAAACAUUUGGAUGGAUAUAUGACUCGACGGCGGAAGAUAUAAACACGAGCGUCAACAUACAUGCAAAAGGAUGGAAAAGUUACUACAACUCGCCGGAGCCGCCGGCGUUUCUGGGAUGUAUGCCGCCGGGAGGUCCGGCGGCGAUGGGCCAGCAGCGGCGGUGGGCCACCGGACUUCUGGAAGUUCUUUUCAACAAGGAAAGUCCGGUGAUCGGAAUGUUGUGGCGGGAAUUAGGGUUCCGAUCUGGUUGUAGCUACUUGUACAUUUGCACUUGGGGUCUCAAGUCGAUCCCUGAGUUAUGUUACUGUCUCUUGCCUGCCUAUUGCAUCCUCCACGACUCUGCCUUCUUGCCCAAGGGACCAUGCUUAAGCAUAGUGAUGGCUCUCGUGGUCAUGCACUGCCUUUACAGUCUAUGGGAAUUCAUCAAUCUAGGUUUAUCCAUUCAAAGGUGGUUUGCCUCUUUGCUAUUUGCUCGAGUUAAGACCACCUGUGCUUGGUUAUUCGGCAUUUCCGACAUCAUACUCAAAGUUCUUGGUAUAUCAAACACCGUGUUCAUACUUACAAAGAAGAAUGCACCCUCAACCUCUCGACAAGAUGUCGAUCAUGAUGAUGAUGUCUCUGGUUCGGAUUCUGAAAAGUUUAUCUUCGAUGAUUCGGUCUAUUUUUUGCCAGGGACAACUAUUUUAUUAGUGAAUCUAGUUGCCCUGAUCGGAUUCUCGUUCAGGGCAGGUCAGGGCGGAGGUGGCUAUGGUGUCGGGGAGAUUUUCGGGUGUGUGUCCGUAGUUAUAUCGUUUUGGCUCUUCUUCAAGGGUUUAUUUGGGAGAGGGAAAUAUGGGAUUCCUAUCUCUACCAUUUCUAAAGCUUCCCUUUUGGCUAUCGCCUUUGUUGUUUUCUCUGUUAGGAAGAGCUCUAUCUCCUUAAUGUAAUAUUCUAUCAUACCAACUACGCUAUGUAAGGCCCAUUCUCUAAGUUAAGAUGUAUUUUUUUUCCUAAUUAUCUCCGUUACGGUAUUCCUAAUUAUGUAAUUAAAUAUUUUGUUGGGUUUGGCUUGUAAAGAGAGGUUCUUUUACC